AUGAGUAACCUCAAAAGGGAAAUGCAGGCGUGGCUUUCAGAGAAGGGGGUUCCGUGGAGUGACGAUAUGGUAAAGCCAGAGCUGAUGAAGCUUAUUAAGACUGCGAAAGUAGAUGGCAACUCAUAUCGUAUUUACUGUAUGGCUGCUGCAGCCAGACACUUCGUUUUAAGGCUACCGCCGUAUCAUUGCCAGCUCAAUCCCAUAGAGCUGGUGUGGAACGACACGAAGCGUUUUGUGUCUUCUGCGAACCGGGCAUUUAAAAUGGAAGAGCUGAAUAAACAUGCUGCAGAGGCCAUAGCACAAGUAAAUCCGCAGAAGUGGAAGAACUAUGUUAAACAUGCGGGUGAGGAAGAAGAGAAGACGAAGCAAAUGGACCACAUCAUUGACGAUGUAGUAGACGACGAACAAGCAGUCGUAGUCAAUUUAGGGGAGGACACAACUUCUGACGAGGAGGACAUCAUGGACGAUGAACACUCUGAAUGGCAGUGA
Rhipicephalus sanguineus (brown dog tick) is the source of this 489-nucleotide messenger RNA. RefSeq lists its product as uncharacterized. The transcript has a single exon. Gene Ontology annotation, molecular function: nucleic acid binding. The coding region runs from base 1 to 489 and encodes 162 amino acids. NCBI's taxonomy places the organism in Eukaryota, Metazoa, Arthropoda, Arachnida, Ixodida, Ixodidae. The record is from RefSeq and is a predicted model, not a curated record.